Messenger RNA from Xiphias gladius (swordfish), 874 nucleotides. It is a transcript of the gene mustn1a, whose product is annotated as musculoskeletal, embryonic nuclear protein 1a. The transcript has 3 exons. Lineage: Eukaryota; Metazoa; Chordata; Actinopteri; Istiophoriformes; Xiphiidae. Gene Ontology annotation, cellular component: nucleus. The record is from RefSeq and is a predicted model, not a curated record. Gene Ontology annotation, biological process: chondrocyte differentiation; tissue regeneration; chondrocyte proliferation. Bases 128 to 364 code for a protein of 78 amino acids.
AGGAGAAUCUCUGCGUGGUUGUUUAUAUAUGUGAGUGUGUGUUGGACUGGACGCACAGGAGAAAAAGAGCGACAGCUGACAGAGAGGAGGAUUUUUCUUACAAGAUAUCUUCAACUACUCAACCAUCAUGUCUCAACCAGGUCAGGAAGAAGAUGAACAAAUGCAGCGUCCUGAAGUGAGAGAGGAGGACCUGACUGAAGCAAAAAGCCAACUUGGUAGUAGUGGGCCAGCAAAGAGCAAGACUUUGGAAGUAAUGGAGGAGUGCGAGAAAAUGGGUAAAGUUGCUCCCUCUGUGUUCAGCGGAGUGAAGUCAGGAGCUGAGACUGUUUUCCACGCACGCGCAGCUCGACCAGUCAGAAAGUAGCAGGGGACUUCCUGACCAUAACUGGGCAACACCUGUUCCAUGUUAAGGGAUUUGGUAUUAGUUGCUUUCCAGCUGUACUUCAGUCCAUGAAAAAUCCUGCCUAAAGCCAUUUUCUAAUGGCCUCAUGUUGUUUAUCAAAGUCCCGCUUGUGUUUCUGCACUAAAACAGUUUAUAGUUAUGGCAUGUUUUUGCUCUUACACUGAUAAGUUCCUAAUACAUCCGCUAAUCUCUACAUACAUAUGGAAUUUCUAAAAUAGAAAAAAUAUUUAAUUUAGCCAUUAUUGUGGUAUUCACCCAGCGUUUAAUGUUACAGGGGAAAAAAAACCAAAACAUAUGAAAGAAUCAGUGAGCCUUGCAUGCAUUUCUAAAUUAAUACAGAAAAUAAAUGUGAUUUGGUCUAUAUGAUUGUGCCUGCACUGUGAUAGUUUGUUAAAUGUCACAAUUAUGGUGAAAAACUCGAGCUCAAUAAAAGCUUGAAAUCUCUUGGAAAUAUGCCAUUGCCAGUAAUGU